UAUCCUUAUUACUGAAGACUGAACCAUUGAACCUCGUAUUCACUCUUCGGUGUACUUUCCUACAAAUGUCUGAAGAUGUUGUUGAAAAUUUAAAGGCAACAGUCGUAAAACCUAUAGUUUACGGAAAUGUUUCACGUUAUCUGGGCAAAAAGCGUGAAGAAGAUGGACGAACCCAUCAGUGGACAGCGUUUUUGCGACCAUAUAAUACUAGCGAAGACCUGUCGACAUUUAUAAGAAAAGUCCAGUUUAAAUUACAUGAAAGUUAUUCAAAUCCCAUACGAAUUGUUAACAAACCACCGUUCGAACUGACGGAAACUGGUUGGGGAGAGUUUGACAUUACAAUGAAAGUCAUAUUUACCGAUCUUAAUGAAAAACCCCUGAUAAUAACUCAUCUCAUUAAGUUGUUUCAUUGUGACCAUGAAAUAAUGAUGGGUCAUAAGAGUUUAGUACGAGAGAUCUACGACGAAAUGGUUUUCGUUGAUCCUUCUCCGUCUUUUUAUCGAGCGUUGAUGAGCAGAUCUCAAAUUCCUCCAAGCGUACCAACAAUCGCACACGAAACUGAUUUUAAAGAAACAAAGCGUCAAGCAUUGUGUUCUAUACAAGAACUAAACAAAAAGGUUACUGAGGCAAUUGAAGUUUAUAAAAAGCAGCUUAUUUCGAGGAAAGGAAUUAUUGAAGAAGUGAAGUCGAUCGUAAACGAAGUAGAUUCUGCGACUGUUGGAACCAUAUUGCAGUAACUAUGUAUAUGUAAAUAUGUGUAUAUUAUUUCUUUAUUGACGAUUAAAUAAUAUUAUCUCAAGAUGCAAA
Schistosoma rodhaini is the source of this 807-nucleotide messenger RNA. The record is from the annotation of a GenBank genome assembly. Lineage: Eukaryota; Metazoa; Platyhelminthes; Trematoda; Strigeidida; Schistosomatidae.